CUGAAGAGAUGUUAUAUCAGGAGCUUCCAAAGUUAUAUACACCGGACCCGCUUGUGAUUCUGCUGGUGAUCAGACCUACAAGAUUCACUCUAGAAGAGAAAAGAACUGUUGAGAUGAUUGAAGAGUAUUUGACGGACUGGCUUGUAAAAAACACCUGGAUCAUUUUCACUGGAGGAGAUGAGCUGGAGAGAGAAGGUCUCACCAUAGAGGACUUAAUACAAGAAUCAGAGGAUCUGAAAAAAGUUGUCCAGAAAUUUGACAACAGAUACUUUGUCUUUAAUAAUGUCACACAACAUCCUGAACAUCAUGAAGUGAAAAAACUGAUUAAAGCCAUUAGAAAUGUUCAACCUCUGAGAUCGCCAGAGAUUGACACUUUUCUACAGAGAAAGUCACCAGCGGAGCAUGAAACCAGCACCAAUAAGAGGAGGUUACUUCUUCUGGGCAAGUCCGGCUCUGGAAAGAGUGCAACAGGGAACACCAUACUGAGAGAAAAUCUGUUUAAAUCUGAGCUCAGUUUAAGCUCAGUAACAAAACAGUGCAAAAUACAUACAUCAGGUGUUUUAGGGAGAGAAGUGUCCAUUGUUGAUACUCCUGGAUUUUCAGAUCUAGCUUUAAAACCUGAAGAUUUAGCCAAAGAAAUGGCAAAUAGUGUCGCCCUCUGCAGUCCAGGGCCUCAUGCGUUUCUUUAUGUUGUGUCACUCACAGGACAAAUCAUACAGGAAGAUGAAAAUCACAUUAAAAAUAUUGAAAUAAUUUACGGAGAAGAAGUAGCAAAGUACACAAUCCCUGUAUUCACCCACAGCGAUCAGUUAGAGGGAAAGAGUGUGGAAGAUCUCAUCAGAGAGAAUAAAACUCUUAGCAGUUUUGUUCAGCAGUGUGGAGGAAGAUACCACAUCAUGAACAAUAAAGACAUGAGAAACAGAAAACAGGUGACAGACCUACUGCAGAAGAUUGACACAAUGAUAGAGCAGAACGGAGGAGGACACUUCAGUAAUCAGAUGUAUGAAGAUGCUCACAGAUUCAGACGAGAGGAAGAAAGGAGACAGAGAGAGAAAGAAGAGAGACAUAGAGAUAAUCUACAUACUGAACCUGUGCAGGGAGCAAAGGAAAGCUGGAUUCAGAGAGCAUGGAAGAUUGUGAAAGAAUUUGUGUAUAUGAUAUAUAACAGGCACUUUAUUGCUGCAGCUCAAAAGAUUUGUUCAUUUUCCUGUAGAAUUAAUGGACUUGAAAGCAGGGUGAGACUGACAUGCAUGACAUGAGAUGGGUCUGAUGAAAGGUGUGACUUGAAUAAUGAUCUCAAAGACAAAGGCCAAAUUAAUACUGAAGAAGCUAAGCAACUAAUAAUGUCAGUGAGUUACUUUCUGUCUGUGGCAAUAUUUCAAAAUUGAUGUACAAAAUGUUCAAAGAUUUUCUUACACUUUUAAAAAACUAGAAGCAAAUCUGCCAAUGAUAAUGGGAGAAACUGGCAUUUAAAGUUGACCCUUCAUCCAUAAUCUAAAGAUCAAAAAAUACAAUGCUGAUGUAGAUAUUUAAUUAUAUAUUUACUAAACAUAUUAGAGUGAUUUGUUGCUUUAUCUUGUUUUAGGACUGAAAAAACAAAUCGAGAAAAAAAAAAAAAAAUCUUUGUUUCUUAGUCUCAAUAUUUUCCUUUAAAGCAUUAAGCAGUAUCAUCUGUGCAUCCUCCUAGAAAAUCAAAGACAUUUAUGGUUGAUUAAUUUUAGCUUGAUGUUUAAAUUGUGAUGCAUCAUGGUAUUCAGUCUAGCCAUGCAUUGUAAAAACUUUAUAUAUUCAAAUAACUACAUCUUUCAAGUUGAAAGUAAUUCAUGUUCUAAGUAAAUGCAACUUAACUUAGCCAGUACAAAUAAGAUAGCAAA
Cyprinus carpio (common carp) is the source of this 1874-nucleotide messenger RNA. Its product is annotated as immune-associated nucleotide-binding protein 8-like. The transcript has 2 exons. The coding region runs from base 9 to 1259 and encodes 416 amino acids. Lineage: Eukaryota; Metazoa; Chordata; Actinopteri; Cypriniformes; Cyprinidae. The record is from RefSeq and is a predicted model, not a curated record. Gene Ontology annotation, molecular function: GTP binding.